Molecule: messenger RNA, 967 nt
Organism: Sipha flava (yellow sugarcane aphid)
Lineage: Eukaryota; Metazoa; Arthropoda; Insecta; Hemiptera; Aphididae
Gene: RsfS312
Product: mitochondrial assembly of ribosomal large subunit protein 1
Exons: 3
Coding region: 167-910 (247 amino acids)
Biological process (GO): negative regulation of ribosome biogenesis; negative regulation of translation
Cellular component (GO): mitochondrion
Molecular function (GO): ribosomal large subunit binding
Source: RefSeq, a predicted model, not a curated record
CAGGCUUCGGAACUGUUGAUAGGUGCCGGUGCACGGACGGAAAGCUUCGUCAAUAGCGAAACAGUAAUAUGUACGAUAAGUUCGAUAUUUUUCUAUACUUUUUUCCCUUCCACAUUGUCUUAAAGUGAGCAGAAACCGAUCUCCAUAUGCAUUAUAUUACAGUAAAAUGUUGUCGCUGAAAAUCGCUCAGAGUUUCUCCCGCCAUUUAGCGGCCAACCGAAUCUCCAAACGAGUGUUACGUUCACCCCCGAUUUGCUCGACCACGAACACAAUAGUCCAAAGGCGCUACAGCAACGACGAUGACAAAUUCGUAAAACCCAACAACUAUAAGGUUUUCAAAGAUGAUGAUUCUUCUGUGAUUCUGGACGUGGAAGAGGAACGGGCUCUCCUGGAUUCCCAGGUUGUUGAUGAAGAUUUCGACGAAGUCGAUCAGUUUGCCGGUUUGGAUACAUCACGUGGUGUGUCAGGCGUAUACGAAGUUGAAGAUCUAGUCGAAGUACUUCAAAAGAACAAUGCUUCAAAUAUUUUCGUUGUGAGCAUCCCAGCCAAUAUAAGAUAUGUUGAUUAUAUUGUUAUUGCAUCUGGCAAAUCACAAAAACAUUUAAUGUCGAUUGUUGAAUUUGUACAUAAACUAUUUAAGAAAAAACGUAAGCCUACGGAUAGCAUACCUCGAAUAUUAAACAAAAAGCCUUUAGACUGGAUUGCUUUAGAUAUCGGUAACAUAGCUCUACAUUUGUUAACGAAAGAAACUCGGAAAAGUUAUGAUUUGGAAACAAUUUGGAGUGUUGGAGAAAAGUUUGACUCUCAUCUAAAUUUGCCUGCAGAUUCAUUGGUCACAUUAUUGAAUGAACAUUCAUUUAGUUUACAAAAUUUAGAACCAGUAGAUAUUGAUAAUGUUAAAAAUCUCUAACACUUACACUAUUUAUUUAAAUCUAAAUAUUUUUCAAACAUAUUUUUAUGGUUGUAU